AUGUAUUAAUAAGUUAUUUAUUAGGCCUACUAGCACAUAGCCUUUUCUAGUUUUGUAAAAAGAGUAAAUGAGUUAUGAGGGGCCUUUAACAGAGUGCUACGUAGAUCCACUUUUCUCGAAACCUCUUAAUAUUUACAAUGUUUUGGAAUACUUCUCGGGUUCACAAUUUUAUGAUAAAGAUUGUAAAAACGAGGAAAUUGCUGUUCGUUUUAACUUGACUACGAUUCCAUUUCCUUCCUCCGAUGUGGGUUACUACAGCUUAAAAAAGAACGAAGUGAUUUAUGACGAAUUAAGAAGUUACUUUACUGAGUUCGAGGACGACAAAGUGCAAUAUGAUGUUGUUCAAUGCCCAGGAAGUGACAGUGCUUUUGUAAUAUACCAGUACAACUGUAAGCAGAGGAACGAAUUAAUAACAGAAGCCUUAUACUAUAUUGAAAAUUCGGUGAUUUACCGUGUGCCUGACUUGGCCUCUGUAGCCGCCUCUCGACUGAUGAGUAUCACCACAUUUCUCCAGAAGGGUUUAGACAACCUUGCACAGAAUAAAAAGUAUUCCCCAAGAAGCGGCUACACCUGGAUUUCAGCAAGCACCCACGCGGCAACCCAGCCGGCUCAAAUAAUAAAUAAGAGCAGCUUUUUGUCAGCGGACACGCAAGUAUUUUUAAAGCAAGUGGACGACUCCAUUGGGCUACUCGCAGAAAGAGUUAGAGAGAAACUUCAAAAAAAAGACAACGGUAUUUAAUGCUUGUAAAA
Zophobas morio is the source of this 750-nucleotide messenger RNA. RefSeq lists its product as uncharacterized. The record is from RefSeq and is a predicted model, not a curated record. NCBI's taxonomy places the organism in Eukaryota, Metazoa, Arthropoda, Insecta, Coleoptera, Tenebrionidae. Gene Ontology annotation, molecular function: transcription coactivator activity. Gene Ontology annotation, cellular component: mediator complex; core mediator complex. Bases 68 to 739 code for a protein of 223 amino acids. Gene Ontology annotation, biological process: regulation of transcription by RNA polymerase II. The transcript is spliced from 5 exons.